This is a messenger RNA of Staurois parvus, 322 nucleotides long. The record is from the annotation of a GenBank genome assembly. Lineage: Eukaryota; Metazoa; Chordata; Amphibia; Anura; Ranidae.
UCAGACUGCAUAGAUAUUUGUAUAUUCAGGAAGAGGUGGGGUUUUGCACUCAGAGUUGGAGUUUAGUGAACAGGAAGAGAAGACUGCAGCCAUGUUUUGGACAAUGCUGAUGAGAUUGCUGCCAGGAAGCUGAUGAGAUUGCUGCCAGGAAUGCUGAUGAGAUUGCUGCCAGUAGAGAUGAGCGAAGUAUUCAAAAAUUCAAUUCGGCUGAUUCGGCGAAUUCGAGGAAUAAAUUCGAUUCGAUGCGAAUAUAUUCGCUGCGAAUUUAACUUAUAAAAAGGCUGCCAGGAAGGCUGAUGAGAGCAGAGGAACUAAGCAACAU